GUGUGUGGGGGUUGUGUUCUGUAACUUUUCCAGGAAAAUAAGCAUGAGGAGAAGGUCCAGGAUCCUGACAGAGGGGAGGACGACACCAAGGCAGAGAUGGGGAGCAAAACCUGGGCAGACCUGGCUAGAGAGAUGAAGAUGUUCCUGUGGAACCCAGAGGAGAGAACAUGCCUGGGGAGAACAGCCAAGAGCUGGGGCUUGAUCUUCCUGUUUUACUUCAUUUUCUACACGUGCUUGGCAGGAAUGUUUGCCUUUUGCUUGUACGUGAUGCUGCUCACGCUGAGCCCCUACACACCUAGGUACCGGGACCGCGUGUCCCCACCAGGAGUAAUGAUCAGACCCUACUUGAAUGGGUUCACCAUUGCCUUCAACGUCUCUCAGCCCGGCACAUGGCAACCCUACGUGGACAGCAUGCACCACUUCCUAGCAGCUUAUGAUGACAAAGUUCAAGAGGAGAAGAAUAUUGAGUGCAUCUCAGGACGGUACUUCAUCCAAGGGGGCAAUGAAAGUGAGGAGAAGAAGGCCUGCCAGUUCAAGCGCUCACUACUGCAGAACUGCUCUGGCAUUGAGGACCCAACAUUUGGCUACUCUAAAGGCCAGCCCUGCAUCCUGCUGAAGAUGAAUCGGAUCAUAGGCUAUCGCCCUGGUGCUGGGGUCCCUGUGAGCGUAGACUGCAAAGUGCAGAAAGGCAACGAGAGCAAUCUCAGAUCAGUCGACUUCUACCCUGGAAACGGGACAUUUGACCUCAUGUAUUAUCCCUACUACGGCAAGCUCACGCAUGUCAACUAUACAUCCCCACUGGUGGCCAUGCACUUUACAGAUGUGAAGAAGAAUUACAUGGUCCCUAUUCAGUGCAGUCUGAAUGGGAAAGGUAUUAUCAACAACGUUAACAGUGACCGCUUCCUGGGCCGAAUUAUCUUCACACUCAGCAUUGGAAAGUAGCCACUACAAACACUGGGCACUUAGUUUAAGUCAAUCAGAGGCUUUUUCCUUUUAAAAGCAUAAAGCCAGCAUUUUUUCUGCUAGGAAAAACAGGCACAUGGAGAUUUUUGUUAAUUUAUUUUUGUUCAUAGUUAGGAAACAAAUGAGAUGCAAUGGAGCGUGGAACCACAUUUUUCAUCAUCUGAUGUAAAUCAUUAUUAGUAAAAAUUAAAAGUUAUCUCCUGGGCAGAGAACCUUCAAAAGCAGUUCAGUUUUGAUUUAUAAAAAAAUCUCUGUUGUCUGAACACUAUUUUCAUAAGGUCUUUUACGAGUGACCCCUGUGGAAUGCAUUUUUCCUGGCCUUAAAUUUUAAUCUUUACCACAGUUUUAUGUGCAUUUCUCAGGCAAAAGCUAACAAGAGGGUAGUUUAUUAGCACUGUUCUUGUUAAAAUAAUAAACAGCAAAACUUCUGGAUUAUGCCUGCAACAACACAGUUAAAAAGUGAAAAUGUCAGAACUCAAAAUGCCUCCUAGGAUCUUCAGCUCCAGGAGCAUCUUGACUGUAGCAUUUUACACAGCAUUGUUCAGCACACCCAAGGUGUUGGAGCAAAGGCCAUGUAGAAAAUCAUCUGCCCUUGAACCUUUCCAACUGUUCCUUUCUGAAGUGGGAAGUUUAAUGCAUUUCUCCCUCCUCCUCCUCACUCCAGUACUUCUCUCUGCUCCAGGAAUUCUCAUCAAGUCUAUUAAGCAGGACAAGUGAAGGGAGCUCUUCUUGCCCUGUCAUGUUUGCAGGUCAAGGGCUCCUCCUUCCCCUGGUCAGGCAUGGAAGUGCCAGUGAAAUAUGUUAGACCCCACCAAAUAUUGGGGCCUGUUCUUCCCUGUUCCAGAGAGGUCACAGUUAUAAUGCUGCAGGAAAGGCUUAGUCGUUUCAUCGUAAGGGGCCAAUGCUGGUAUUAAUCAUAAUCAUGAGUUUAUCAUCCUCAAGGACUUAUGAAGCACACCCGCCCUCAUCAAAGCAGGGUGCUGCUAGCCUGAGCAACCUCUGCUGGGCAGACAGCCUGACCCUUCCCAGCCCGUCAGCACAGAGCCCUCCUAUCUGACAGAGAUGGACUACACUCUGAGAACACAGCAGGACAGGACACCUUAGGAUAAUGUACUAGUUGGAAAGCACACUUACUAAAAUUACUGACUGAACAAGAGCAUUAUGGUAUGUUUGUCCUACAUCCUAGGCCAGGUACUUCAUCUGCCAUCAUUUCCUGAUCUAUAUAAGUUUAAGAAGUCAUUUUUUGUAUUAAGAAUAAAGCUACUACAGUAAAAUUAACUCUACGGUACCAUUCUUAAAACACUGGUGUAAGAGAUGCAGCCUGGGGCUUUAGCUCCCUGUGCUGGACGGUUAGGGACUGAAUGUCAAAGCAGCAUGUAAUAUGAUCCUGGAAUUCUGAGCACUUGGUUAACCUCUGGGGCCAAAGAGUUCAGAAGCCCAGUACAGUAAGACUCACCCUGCACUAAGUAUCACAAACAACCAGGAGGCAAAACCUACUUAUUAAAAAUGGUUAAAAACCUAAAGCAGAGGUAGUUUGGGAACUAAUUCUGUUCAGAUGUGGUUAUUCAUAUGACACUGACAGAACUAGGGCAACCUGAUGGUUCUGCAUGCACAACUCAUCUGAAAGGGCAUGUUCUGAUCAACAAAAACUGGCUUCUGCCAAUGAUGCUGCUGCUGGGGUGGUGGCUCUUCCUUUACCAUCAGAAAUAAGUUAAACCCAUGAACAGUUCUUUUAAAUUUGUAUUUCCAUAGGAUUCUGAAAGGAAACCAAACCCCUCAUGCUUCAGGUCAUGAAAUUAACAGCCCUCCAGCUAGCCACAGGACAAAACUUUGUAUCUAAUCCGUACCUGCCUAGGGGAAGGAUUUAUGAAGCAGCUGGUCCUUUAGCAGACACUGGACCCAUGCUUUGACCAAAUCAACAAAGAAAGAUCAACUAAUUGGGAUGUAAAUACAUGAGCAGCUUAGAAGCCAAAGUUUGUUUCCCAAACCAACAUUCAGAUCUGGUCACAUUGGCAAUCCACAUUGGUGGAAAAGCUCUCAGAAAUUGCAUGAAUGUCUAUUUACACUAAAACAAAGCUUCAUAAAUACUACAGGUAGCUUUAUUUUCCAGACACGUAUUCUGCUUUCAGAAUAUCUGUACAGUCAUUUCAAGAUUUGGAGAAUUGUAUACACCAGUCUUCAUGCUACAACCACCUUAAAGUGCUGGCUCAAUUUUUUGACUUCUACUGAAGCCAAAAUAAUACUUUAUAUGUAUAUAUAAAAUAUAUAUGUGCAUUUAGCAAAUUGCCAUAUUUUACUAAAAUAACCUAGCAAAAGUGAGGCAAAAUACUUUGAUCUGCAAUCUGAGCAUGAAACCAUGGAUGGAAUCCAUCUGCUGGCAGCAGAGAAGCCACACAUUCUGACAAGCAGGUGUUACUGCAAAAUUGCCAUUCUCGAAAUAAUUCACCAUUUACCACUGUGGCAGGGAAAUCAAGUAUUGCAAGAACAAAGGUACAAGACAAAAGACCAAGACAAACAAGCCCAAAGCACACAGUCCAACUCAGCAGCAUUAAAUUACACUCCUAAAAAA
Athene cunicularia (burrowing owl) is the source of this 3532-nucleotide messenger RNA. RefSeq names its product ATPase Na+/K+ transporting family member beta 4 (gene ATP1B4). Gene Ontology annotation, cellular component: sodium:potassium-exchanging ATPase complex; nuclear inner membrane. The transcript has 7 exons. Gene Ontology annotation, biological process: potassium ion transport; regulation of DNA-templated transcription; sodium ion transport. NCBI's taxonomy places the organism in Eukaryota, Metazoa, Chordata, Aves, Strigiformes, Strigidae. Bases 97 to 942 code for a protein of 281 amino acids. The record is from RefSeq and is a predicted model, not a curated record.